Messenger RNA from Dunckerocampus dactyliophorus (ringed pipefish), 8398 nucleotides. RefSeq names its product BRD4 interacting chromatin remodeling complex associated protein (gene bicra). Bases 921 to 6476 code for a protein of 1851 amino acids. Lineage: Eukaryota; Metazoa; Chordata; Actinopteri; Syngnathiformes; Syngnathidae. Gene Ontology annotation, cellular component: SWI/SNF complex. Gene Ontology annotation, biological process: positive regulation of DNA-templated transcription. The transcript has 15 exons. The record is from RefSeq and is a predicted model, not a curated record.
UACAAUGUAGCAAUUUGUCUAUUAAUGCCAAUAACUGCAACUAAGCUGCAUUAUUCCACCGCUGCACCGGCGUUGCCGAGUGCACGGCCGGCGCCAUCGAAGCGCAACGCCGCCGAAUGGGCUCGUUUUGCCAGCGAAUUCCCAAGCAUACCCCCUCAUCCAAGAGUAUUCCAACAUUAACUCAUAUUUUGCUCGCAAGGGGACAUAGAUGGCUCGCUGCGCAUUUGGUCUCCUCCACUUUCACGCCAGCAGCGAGGCCAGCCUGGGCUGAGUGCAGCGUGGCGGGGCAGCAGGGCUUUUAAAAACGCCUCUCAUGGCGGUUUGUUUUGAAUGUCAAAGGCUCAAGCUAGCGAUACGUCUGUAUAUUGUUGAUAGCAUAACAGGCUAGCCAGGCUAACUAGCUUGGCUAGCCAAAAUUGAGCCCAGAUGUAACACAACCAUGGCGUUACAGCUGAAGGUUGGUGGUUUUGUUUAUCGUAUCGCCGCUUUCAGUCGCUCCUGUGAUUGUUAUUUCAAGCGGAACAAGGCGGAUAGUGUUGUUUGGUAGGUGUAGCUGUUUGGGGGAAACGCUAGCUAGCAUGUAGCGUCUCCAUUCAUAUAAUGCGCAGUGGCGCUGCUAAUGGCUACGAUCCGCUGCCUUUGUAGAGCGGCGAGUGUGCAAACGUUGUCACCCCGCCGCCACUGUGUCUUGUGUGGCCGUCUUAAGGUGUUUGUGUGUGCUCACUGCCAGAGACGUCCUAAGGCGCCACGGAGAGACCGCAGUUAAAACCUCCCCCAGGUUGCGUGAAAACCGCGCGUUUUCAGUUUGUCUUUCACCUUCCACUGCUUGGAUGACGUGCUGCAAACUUUGCCUCCAUGGAGCUUCACAUAAGACAAACACAUCGCGUUGAAGAUGCUUUUUUUAGUGCUACAAUGUUGUCAUGGAUGAUGAAGACGGCAGGUGCCUUCUAGAUGUGAUUUGUGACCCAGAAGCUCUAAAUGACUUUCUUCAUGGAUCUGAGACCCAUUUGGACACUGACGACCUUUUGGAUGGUUCGGGUGACCCCUCCAGCUCGUUCUUCUCUACCACCGGGGGCCAUGUUCCAGAGGUCCAGCCGACAGUCCAGCUCUCGGCCAAUGAGGCUGCAGGCCUGCCUAGAGUCAGUGUUGACCUGGACUUCCUGGAGGAUGAUGACAUCCUGGGAGGAUCCCCUGACGGGGAAGGCGGCAGCAACGGCAUCGGGGCAAACCACGAGCCGUGCGACAUCCUCCAGCAGAGCUUGGCCGAGGCCAACAUCACAGAGCAGAGUUUACAAGAAGCCGAGGCCGAGCUGGACCUGGGCUCCUUUGGAAUCCCAGGCCUCACGCAGGUGGUCCAGACGCUGCCCGACGCCAGCCUCUCGGGAGCCGGGGGUGCCGCCGUCGGUGUAGGCAUUGGCGUCGGGGGGGCAGCGGCAAUCUUUCCCGGGUCGGCCCCGAGUGCCACUGCGACGCCCCCAAACGCCACGGCCGACAUGUUGGGGUCCGUGCUGGCUCAGCAAGGCCUCCAGCUCCAACCACAGGUCAUGAACAAGGCCAUCAGCGUUCAGCCCUUUAUGCAGCCGGUGGGCCUCGGAAAUGUGACACUUCAACCAAUUUCAAGUCUUCAAACGCUUCCCAACGGGAGUCAGUCUGGACAUUUGGGGAUCGGACAGAUUCAGGUUGUGGGUCAGCCCACAGUCAUGACUAUCAAUCAGUCUGGGCAGCCCAUCUUGGCCAAAGCCAUGGGCGGCUACCAGCUGCAUCAGUCUGGGCCAGAGGUAUCGGGGGCUCCUACUCAGACGGGGCUCGGGGCUUCAGGCGGUGGACUUCUCAUCCAAAGCAACAAAACCACUUUGGGAUCUCCAGCUUUAAAUGGACCGGCUGCAGUCGUUAGUAGUACGAACAGUAGCGGCACCAUGACCGCUCCUGCUGGACUUGUGGGCUUUGGAGGGACCCCCCUGAGUUCAGGAAUUGCAGCCCAAUCUCAAACCCAAGGCCAGAUCAUGCAGAAUGUGAUUAUUCAGCGCACACCAACACCCAUUCAGCCUAAACCCCCUCAGGGGGGAGCCAUCCAGCCCAAACUCUUCAAGCAGCAGCAACCACAACAACAGCAACAGCAGCAACAGCAACAGCCACAGCCGCCACCCCAAAACCUGCAAAACGAUGCCACCAAGGCUCUUGGGCUGCAGCAAAUUCCAGUUUCUGCGGCUCAGAAUGUAACUUUCCUGACUGGAAAACCAGGCUCAAAUGUUGUACUCAGCACUCAAACGACACAAACCCCUCAGUUCCAGCAAACCCUGUUCAAGCAGCAAGCCGCGCAACCGUCUGGCAAACCCCUCAGUGUCCACUUGUUAAACCAAUCAGGCAGCAUCGUUAUUCCCUCUCAGACGGUUCUACAAGGUCAGAACCACCAGUUCCUCCUGCCACAGUUGCAGGCAGGUGGGCAGAUCCUGACCCAACACCCCGGGGGACACAUCAUCACAAGUCAGGGUCCUGGUGGGCAGCUCAUUGCAAACCAGAUUUUAACUGCAAAUCAGAACAUCAACCUGGGUCAAGUGUUGACGUCCCAGGGUCAUCCUGGGGCCGCCCACAUCCUGUCCGGGCCCAUUCAGCUCCAACCUGGCCAGAUGGGCACGCCCACCCUCUUUCAGAUGCCCGUGUCUUUGGCUCAGACAGGCCAGACCCACACAGUCUCAGGACAUGCCCCGACAGUCAUACAGGGAAUGCCCAUUCAGAACUCCCUGACUAUGCUGGGCCAGGUGGAGGGCUUGAGUCCUGCAGUCAGCCUUCAGCCAGCCCUGCAAACCCAGCCGGGCGGUGUCCCCAGCAGCAGCAGCAGCAGCAGCAGCAGUAGCAGCAGCAGCAGCGGCGCAGCCACCAUGGCGGCCACCAUGGUUCAAGGACAGCCCGGGGAGUGUGUGACGGUGCUGGGAAGCGCCACAGACCAGGCCGCUCAGCCUGCCCAGCAGCAUGUGGCGCAGUCCUCCAUCCUUGCCAUGCAGCAGGCUCCCUGUGUGGUCACCACAGUGGCUUCCUCCACUCCGUCCAUGUCCACGUCUUCGCCAGUGACGGCAGUCGGGCUGGUCCCCCCGCAGGCUCAGCACAGUCCUGGGAGGCUUCUGUUCACCAACCAGGGCUCCAGCAUGAUCCUGAGCCAGGAGUCUCUGCAGAUGUUCUUGCAGCAGCCGGGGGAGCAGCACCACCAAACAGAGAACCAUUCCGCCCCCACCGUAGGGGUCCCGGCAUCUGUAAUCGUCAGCAGCACCGACAUCACAACUCCAGCCCCCGCUGUCCAUGACAGCCUAUUAAGUGACUCAUUGGUGGGUCAGAGCCCCUCCCCUGGCCACUCCCACUCGGUAAAGCAGGUACCCUCCACUGGGCACCAGCAACCCCUGAAGAUCCAGAGCAUGUCCCCCACGCCGGUCCUGACCAGCCACACGGCGGGGCCCCCGGUGUCCGACAGCCCCCAACCCUCCCAGUCCCCACUGACCCUGAGCCAGCAGAUCCAGUCGCCGCACCAUCAGCAGUCACGUCCUCCCUCGCAGCCUCAGCCGGCGUCACAAACGUCGUCCCGCUCGUGCACACCCUCCUCCCACCCUCCACUCUUCAUAGUCCACAACCAAGUGGCCGAGUCGCCGCAACCCCAAGUGGCUCCGGGCCAGCCCCAACAGGCUCAGAUCCAAGUUCAGCUCCUGCCUCAGCCGCGGCCUGCCUCCCAGCCGGCGCCCUACCAGCCGCCCGAGCAGCCCCCCGUGUCGCAGUCGCCCAAGCCCCCGCCUGCUCAGCACCAGUUUGCCGCGCCUCCCGUCAGCACUUUGGCCUCCGCCGUGUUAAAAGCCCAGCUUCCCGUCCACAGCCUGACGGCGGAUCAGCAGCAGCACCUGCAGCUGUUGGGGUCGCAGAUCCAGACGCUGUCGGCCAUCAGCCAGCCGUCCCUGCAGCAGAAGCAGUUGCUGGAGAAGCUUCACCAGAUCCAGCAGAGCAUCCUGCUGCAGGUCAAGCAGCCUGUUCAGGUCCUGCCUCCGGCCAACAGUCAGUUUGGCGGCCAACAAGAUGUGCCUGCGGACAAAACGGCGAUCACCUCAUCGGCCAGCGCCAUCACACCUGCUCAGCUGGCCCCGGCCCUGCAGCCCACGUCAGUGCUCAUCACGAGUGCUGCUACAGCCUCAAGUGACUUACAGGUAGUCUCAGGAGUCCAGGGACCAGCUGGAGCCAAGGUGAAUCAAACUAUCGCUCCUGCGAGCCUUACUCAGCCUGCACAGAUUCAGCCAAAGCCCGGAGUGAUCAGCUCAGUGGGGGGGGUGACUCUGGGCAAAGGCGGCAUGCAGAUACACGUGUUAGGCGCCAACGUCACCCAAAUGCCUGCUCCACAGCCCCCCGCUCCACUUCAACCUCAGACAACAAUGAAUAUGCCUUUCAGCACAGAGCCCAGCAAAGAAGCCAGGAUGUUGGAGCAGCUGAGGAAACAUCAAGGCUCGGUGCUUCACCCCAACUACAGCGCUCCUUUCUACUCGUUUGAGGACACGCUGCACAGACUGCUGCCUUACCAUCUCUACCAGGGAACUGCCAACUCCUCUCAAGACUACCAGAGAGUGGAUGAUGAAUUUGAGAACGUCUCCUGCCAGCUGCUGAAGAGGACGCAAGCCAUGCUGGAUAAAUAUCGCCACCUGCUCUUCACCGAGUCAAAGCAGAGACUCGGGCCCUCGGCGGAGAUGGUGAUGAUCGACCGCAUGUUCAUCCAGGAGGAAAAACUCGCUAUCAGCCAGGACAGGAUUCUGGCCAAAGAAAGACCAGAGGAGUUUGUGGCAAACGCGCGCCUGUUGGAGAGUUUAGCUUCUUCCCAACAGAAGUCACCUCCACCCGAGCCCACCUCCAGCGUGGCCCCGCCUCCAGCUGCUGUGGCCCCGCCCCCGGCUCCUGCUCCGCCCCCAGAACCCGCGCCUCCCGCUCCUUCCAUUCCUUUUCCAAAACCUCCACCUCCGACCCAGACCCCGAGCCCGACCCCAUCACCAGCCCCCGCUCCUGUCGCCAAUGUGGCCACCCCCCCUCCUAUGGCCUCCUUCCCCCCAACAAAACUGGUGAUAAAGCAAGGGGGGGGCGGCGCCUCGGUGUCGUGGUCGAGCAGCUGCCCCCCUCCUCCGCCGGCGGUGAGCAGGCCGGGGCCCGAACCUGUCGGUCAGAGCUCCUCCUACCCUCGCCCUCCUGCGGCAGCAGCAGCAGCAGCAGCAGCAUCAUCAUCAUCUUCAUCAUCAUCAUCGUUGUUCUCCUCUUCCUCCUCCAAGUCCCAAAUGGCCGACGAUGACGAUGCACUGCCGCAGAGGACCAGCAAGCCGCCCAUCAAGACCUACGAGGCGCGCAGAAGGAUCGGCUUGAAGCUGAAGAUCAAACAAGAUCAGACUGGCUUCAGCAAGGUGGUCCACAACACAGCCUUAGACCCCGUGCACACCCCACAGUCCGCAUCUCACCCCGAGACCCCCAAAUCCCACCCCGUAUCCACGCCGCCCCCCAGUGUUAUCAGAGCCCAGUCGCCGGUUUUCUCCACUGCCCCCUCGUCGGUCGCCACGGCGAUCACCCAGUCCAACCCGCCCCCGAGAGCCCCGCCCGCCACGCCUUCCACACAAAUGAACGGCACUUUGGAUCACCACGAAGUGGGCGGGGUCAAACACAACCCUGCCUCCACCGCCGCACCCUCGCAGACCACCUGCCGCCUCCCCCUCAGAAAAACCUACCGGGAAAACGUAAGUCCCAGAGUCAGGCCAGGCGUCCCAGGCGGCGGGGACGACACGGUGUCCUACCCCACGCCGUCACUGUCCCCCGCCUCUCACGAGCUCUCCCCCACGGAGCGGACAGUCAUAGCCAGUGUGAAGGUGGAGAAGAGAGGCCGGGAUGGGGGCUCGGGCCAUGUGGGGGGGUCGGUGCGGGGCUUGGACGGCGUGGACGAGGUCUUCAACCGCGGCCUGAAAGGCUCGCACCACCACCACCUCCCGCAUCACCUGGACAGGGAGGGCGUGAAAGGCAGGGGGGAGGAACGCUCGGAGCAGGACGUUGAUUUCGCCAAGUACAAGAGGACGAGCGGCAAACACAAACAGCGGCAAGCUGGGACCUUCCGAAUGGACCAGCAUGCGCCCGGGCCCCCUUCCCCCGAGUUCACGCGGGACUCGUUGCUCCCCUCCAAGCGCUGCAAGUCGGACUCCCCCGACAUGGACAACGCCAGCUUCUCCAGCGGCAGCCCCCCCGACGACUCCCUCAACGAGCACCUGCAGUGCGCCAUCGACAGCAUCCUCAACCUGCAACAGGAGCCCGCGCUGCGCGGCCACCACCACAAGGGCGGCAACGGCCGGACGCACCAAAACCCGCGCUCGGGGGGGCCGCCCUCGUCCUCCACCGCUUCCUCGUCGUCCUCGCUGGCCCAGCACCCUCAGGUCAGCGGCCGCGGUCACAAUGGCAGCCUGGUGCCGCAGACUCAGAGCAGAUAACAGCCCCCCCCCAACCCCGAAAUGGACUGACGGGGGGUGGGGCACCCGAGAGACACGCUCUGUGCAGGCGGGUGGGAGUGGGGUGACCGGGGGGGGGGGGUUGGCACUGUGAACUGUUACUCUGCCAAGAUGUGACGUGUGUGUCUGUGGAAUUGAGCAGUCAUGUUUGUUGUCUUGUCCAGCCGGCUUGUGUCUCUUUGUUCACCUUUUGUCAUGUGACCUCCUCCUUUGACCACAUUCCACAUUUAAAUGCUGUUUCAGCGUCCGCAAAGCAGUCAGUCAUUGUCGCACAAACUAGGGAUUGUGUUCAAAUGCCGACACUGCAGAGUACAAGCGUGUAAAACUGAAAGUGCAGAAGCAUCCAUAAUUACAUGAAAACUCCUCCGGCGACCAUCUUUUAGCAGUUACAGUCAAACAGUUUUUAUUUUGCAAACUGUCAUGAUUGCUUUCGGUCAGCAGGGGGCAUGUCAGGCUCAUCACUACAUGACCCCUCCCUCCCUUGUGUGUGUGUUUUGUUUGUAUUAUUUAAGCCUGGCGGACAAGUCCAACGCAGCACAAGCAUGGAAACGCAGAAGGAAAAGAAAAGAAAAGAAAAGGAACAAUAAUAAUGUACAAAAAGACCGCAAGAGAAUUUGAAGUAUAGUAUUACAGAUUAAUUUUGUAUUGUAUUUAUUGUGUAUAAGGAUACUUUUUAAAACAAAACAAAUGUACAUUUAGUAAAACUGUAAAUUAAACCUUGCUUCUUUUAUGAAUCGCCGCCGACCUCGUCCUCAUUUCUUCACCGCUUCAAGUGUAUAAAAAGUUGUAAUGGUAGCGUGUAGAAACGAUAACGCACGCUGCCUCUGAUGACAAGAUUCAGGGUCGAACGUCGAAGUGUAAAAAGAAGUGGACCACUGCUAACAACAUAAAAACACUCGUUCUUUUUUUCUGUUAAAGGGCAAACCUUGAAAUCCUCAUUCACAACCUUGGUAAAUGCUGUUCAAGUGUGAAAAGAAGUGAGUUGCACAAAACCCACAUCUGACUUUAUAACUGUGAUUGCCUUUAGAGUGUAAAAAGAAGCAAACCAAUGUUGAUAUCCUGACUUGAAACCACUAUAUCAAAUGCUUCAUCUCCAUUAAGGUGUAAAAAGAAAAGAAGAACCACUGUUAUGAGUAAAAUGGGAACACAAAACGUGCAUCUCACUCGAUAAUCGUCACUGCUUUUAAGGCGGAAAAAAAGUGUUCCAAUGUUGUUGUUCCGGCCUAAAAACAAUAAUGCAUAACCUUGUUAAUUGUCAUUGAAGCGCAAAAAGAAGUCAACCAAUGUUCAUAUCCUAACCUAAAAACACUCAUUCAUAAACAGUAAUUACCAUUAAAGUGUAAAAAGAAGCAAACCAUUAAUAUUCUGACCAAAAAACGCUCAUUCAUAAGCUUGUUAAAUGCCGUUCAAGUGUAAAAAGAAGUCAAGCACUGUUCAGAUUCCAACCUGAAGACAGUAAUUCAUUGCUGUUAAAGUGUAAAAAGAACCCAACCAAUGUUGAUAUUCCGAUCUAAGUCAUUCAUAACUUUGCCAUUAAAGUGCAAAAAGAAGCUGCAAAGUGCUGUUGAAGUGUGAAAAGAAGCAAGCCGCAGUAUCUGACUUAAUAAUCACCAUUUACGUGUAAAAAGUCAUACCCUGACCUAAAAACACUCAUAAAUGUAUUAAUUGCCGUUAAAGUGUAAUAAGUCAAGCAAAGUUAAUAUUCCCACCUAAAAACCCUCAUUCUUAGAGGAAAAGUGCACUUUUUGAAAAAUGUUGCCCAUCCUCCACAAUCCUUACGUGAGACAUGAACAUUUCUCUUUUCUGUUCUAAAGAUAUAAAAGCAGACAAAAAGAGGCAGCUCAUUCAUGCACGAAGUAGGACACACCUAUUCCGCCUAGAAAGCCCGCAAUUAAAACACCUGC